Scleropages formosus (Asian bonytongue) is the source of this 8710-nucleotide messenger RNA. It is a transcript of the gene erc1b, whose product is annotated as ELKS/RAB6-interacting/CAST family member 1b. The record is from RefSeq and is a predicted model, not a curated record. Gene Ontology annotation, cellular component: cytoskeleton of presynaptic active zone. Gene Ontology annotation, molecular function: structural constituent of presynaptic active zone. NCBI's taxonomy places the organism in Eukaryota, Metazoa, Chordata, Actinopteri, Osteoglossiformes, Osteoglossidae. The coding region runs from base 478 to 3852 and encodes 1124 amino acids. Gene Ontology annotation, biological process: maintenance of presynaptic active zone structure; neuromuscular synaptic transmission; regulation of synaptic plasticity. The transcript has 21 exons.
UGAGAGCGCUGCUGGUAGUGCUGGCAAGAGGGGAAAAAACGGCAAUAAGUAAUAGGAACGCGCAUACCGCGAAGGUAGCGGUGCUGUGUCGUGUAACGGUCCGUCGGGGACGCGGACGCGGCGCGGUGCUCGGCUCAGACGGGGUGUGGAAAAGGGGGCUCAUCUUUGCCAAGAUCAGAAAUGGCAGUGAAAGGGAUUUGGGGUUGGACAGAUUUUGGAGUCAUGGAGUAAUGAAACAGCUUGCCUGAUUGCUCCCUUUGGCACAUGUUUGAGACCCCAGCUUCAGCCAGCACUGUACCUCCAGGGAGGCCAUCUUGGCGGUAGAAGUAUUUUAUUUUUCUGCCCAGUUUCCAGCAGGGGAAAAAACACACCUAAACAAACUAGCGCUCCAGUGGGCAAAUCUUGUGGAAGAACUCUGUGGCUUGGUCAUUCACACACGUGUGUGAGAAGCAUCGGCUGCUCCUGUCUUGAGCCAUCAUGUAUGGCAGCGCGCGCUCCGUAGGUAAGAUGGAGGGCAGCAACCAGAGCCCUGGGCGCUCCCCACGGCUGCCCCGCUCCCCCCGGCUGGGACACCGUCGUACCAACAGUACAGGGGGCAGUGGCAGUGGAGCGGGUGGAUCUGGCGGGAAGACGCUCUCUAUGGAGAACAUCCAGUCCCUGAAUGCAGCCUAUGCUGCCUCUGGCCCUAUGUACCUAAGCGACAACGAGGUGGUCGCAGCUCCGGACCUGCCCAAGAGCACCAUGACACUGGGCCGCUCUGGCGGAAGGCUGCCCUACGGUGUGCGUGGAGCUGUAAUGGGCAGCAGCCCCAACAUCGCCACAGCAACGCCACCUGGAGCAGGACCCAGUGAUGCCAUUGCAUUUGGGGACCACCACAUGCCCUCGAGCUUGGCAUCCACUGUACCUCACUCACUGCGUCAGGCCCGGGACAACACCAUAAUGGACUUGCAGGCUCAGCUGAAAGAAGUUCUGCGGGAGAACGAGCUUCUGCGGAAGGAAGUGGAUGUGAAGGAGAGCAAGCUCAGCUCCUCCAUGAAUUCCAUCAAGACUUUCUGGAGCCCGGAGCUGAAGAAAGAGCGUGCUCUCCGUAAGGAUGAGGUCUCCAAGAUUGCAGUUUGGAAGGAGCAGUACCGGGUGAUGCAGGACGAGAACCAGCACCUGCAGAUGACCAUCCAGGCUCUGCAGGAUGAGCUAAGGAUCCAGAGGGACCUGAACCAGCUAUUCCAACAGGACUGUGGCUCUCGACCUGGGGAGCCGCUCGCAGCCGAGCUAACCGAGGAGAACUUUCAGCGGCUGCGCAGCGAACAUGAGCGGCAGGCCAAAGAGCUCUUCCUCCUGAGGAAGACCCUCGAGGAAAUGGAGCUGCGUAUUGAGACGCAGAAGCAGACGUUGGGUGCACGUGAUGAGUCCAUUAAGAAGCUGCUGGAGAUGCUGCAGAGCAAGGGGCUCUCGGCUAAGGCCAGCGAGGAGGACCACGAGCGUACCCGCCGCCUGGCUGAGGCCGAGAUGCAUGUGCACCACCUGGAAAGCCUGCUGGAGCAGAAGGAGAAGGAGACGGCGGCUCUGCGGGAGGAGCUGCACCGGCGCUAUGAGGGAGCCCCAGAGUCUGCCAAAACCAAAGCGCUGCAGACAGUCAUUGAGAUGAAGGACUCCAAGAUAAGCUCUCUUGAGCGUAGCCUGAGAGACCUGGAGGAAGAGAUCCAGAUGCUUAAGUCCAAUGGUGCCCUGAGCACAGAGGAGCGGGAAGAGGAGAUGAAGCAGAUGGAGGUGUACCGCAGUCACUCAAAGUUCAUGAAGAACAAGGUAGAGCAGCUGAAGGAGGAGCUGUCUCAGAAAGAGGCCGAGGGGGAGGAGCUGAAAAAACGAGCGGCUGACCUACAGCUGGAGAUUGACCAGGUGAAGCAGGACCUCUCCAGAAAAGACACAGAGCUGCUGGGGCUGCAGACCAAGCUGGAGACCCUGACCAACCAGUUCUCUGACAGCAAACAGCACAUCGAGGUGCUGAAGGAGUCGCUGACUGCCAAGGAGCAGCGUGCCGCUAUACUGCAGACAGAGGUGGAUGCCCUGCGUCUCCGUCUGGAAGAGAAGGAGACUAUGCUGAACAAGAAGAGCAAGCAGAUCCAGGAGAUGUCAGAGGAGAAGGGCACUUUGAAUGGGGAGAUCCAUGACCUGAAGGACAUGCUGGAUGUGAAGGAGCGCAAGGUGAACGUGCUGCAGAAAAAGAUUGAGAACCUGCAGGAACAGCUGAGGGACAAGGAGAAGCAGUUGAGCAGCCUGAAGGAGAGGGUCAAGUCCCUGCAGGCAGACACCUCCAACACGGACACUGCUCUCACCACCCUGGAAGAGGCACUGGCUGAGAAGGAACGCAUCAUUGAACGGCUGAAGGAGCAGCGAGACCGAGAUGAGCGGGAGAAGGCCGAAGAGCUGGAGAACAACAAGAAGGAACUGAAGGAGCUGAAGGAGAAAGUCAGCAUACUCCAGGGAGACUUGUCUGACCGUGAGGCAUCUCUGUUGGACCUCAAGGAGCAUGCAUCAUCGUUGGCCUCUUCAGGGCUAAAGAAGGAUUCCAAACUGAAGAGUUUAGAGAUUGCCCUGGAGCAGAAGAAGGAGGAGUGUGCCAAGCUGGAGUCUCAGCUCAAGAAGGCACAGAAUGCAGCAGUGGAAGCGCAGGCCAACACGGAGCUGUUGGACCGCAUCGGUACGCUGGAGUGCGAGGUCACCCGGCACCGCGAGGAUGCAGCAAAGUCACAGGCUGAGGUAGACCGCCUGCUGGAGAUCCUCCGUGAGAUGGAGAACGAGAAAAAUGACAAGGACAAGAAGAUCAGUGAGCUGGAGAGCCUGGCUUCAAGGCAGAUGAAGGACCAGAGUAAGAAGGUGGCCACCCUUAAGCACAAAGAGCAGGUAGAGAAGAAUAAGAAUGCCCAGCUCAUGGAGGAAGCACGUAAGAGGGAGGAUAACAUCAAUGAGAGCUCCCAACAGGUGAAGGAUUCCCUGCGGCAGAAGGAUGAUCGCAUUGAGGAGCUGGAGGAGGCAUUGCGAGAGAGUGUGCAGAUCACAGCUGAGAGGGAGAUGGUGCUGGCACAAGAGGAGGCCGCCCGCACACACGCAGAGAAACAGAUGGAGGAGCUGCUGGCAGCCAUGGAAAAGGUGAAGCAGGAGCUGGAGUCCAUGAAGGCCAAGCUGUCAUCCACCCAGCAGUCCCUGGCUGAGAAGGAGGCCCACCUGACCACACUGCGUGCAGAGCGCAGGAAGCACCUGGAAGAGGUGCUGGAGAUGAAGCAGGAGGCACUCUUGGCAGCCAUCAGUGAAAAGGAUGCCAACAUUGCCCUGCUGGAGCUGUCAUCUUCCAAGAAGAAGAAGACCCAAGAUGAGGUAGCCCUGCUUAAGCGGGAGAAAGACCGGCUGGUCCAGCAGCUCAAACAGCAGACCCAGAAUCGCAUGAAGCUGAUGGCCGACAACUAUGAGGAUGACCACCUGAAGGCAUCUUCGCAUUCUGACCAGACCAAUCAUAAACCCUCUCCAGAUCAGAUCAUCCCCCCUCUUUUAGACCUCAAUCAGAACCGCAGUAAGUUGAAGCUGUACAUCGGCCACUUGACCGCCCUGUGCCACGAGCGAGACCCCCACAUCCUGCAGGACCUGGCCCCACCAACCGCUUACCACCGCAGUGAGAGGGCAGCCUGGGAGGAGGAGCUGCAGAAGAUGAGUCUUGAACAGCUGGAGUGUGAGCUGGAGCAGUGUGAGCGGGAGAGUGCAGAACUCCAGGAGUAUGCCAACUCUGUCCUGCAACAGAUUGCAGACCACUGCCCUGACAUCUUGGAGCAGGUGGUCAAUGCCCUGGAAGAGUCCUCCUGACCCUGCCCUCUCUACCCCUGUGACAUCUCACAGCUGCCCCCACCCCCCAUCCAGUGUUCCUCUAGAUUACCAUUCCUCCCAGUCUAACCCUAUCCUCACACCUCCAGUCUCCCUCAGGGAGUACACCAUGUGCCAAACCCACCUCACCACCAUGACCUCCCAGUCACCAGAGGAAGGACAAGCUUGGCAUGGGAAGAAGUAUACGUGCUGAAUCCUGCUGGAAGAGUCCGGCUCCUGGAGACCCAGCACCGCCUCCAGGAGAGGGGAAAACCCUUUCCAGAGCACCUGAGCCCCUUCCCCACUGUAGGAGGGGGCUGUUUACAAUUGUGAAAAGGGACAGGCUGCUGGAUGUUCCUCCAGGUUAAAAUUCAUAUAUUGGCCCCUCCCAGCAUGUGUUGAGCAUAGGUGACCCACUGGAGGGAGAGUAGAGCCCCCCAUUUUAGAACACUGUAACUGAUAUCUGCUUGGUUGCGUACUAGAUGCCCAAAAUGUGUUCUUGCAUGCCCUCUUUUAAAGAGCACGUUUUGGGGUCUUUUGUGCCGGGUUUGGGGCUGGGAAAGAAACGCUUGAUAAUGAGUGAGCACAAUAAUGUUAGAAUUGCAAGAUGCUGAAAAUGGUGGAAAAGAUAUUGAAUACUUUUAUCUUUUUAGUGGUUUCCUCUUACAUUGCAGGCAUGAUUGGUCUUUUAGUUGCUUGAAGAAAAAAGGUCUGAAUUGUUGGUUUCUGGGCCUUUUCAAAGCUGGGGACAGUGUUUCAUAAAACCAUCUUUCUCCUGAAAGAAUAACCAAAUAAAUCCUGGCAUCAAGACUUAGAUUUGCUAUGAAACCUUGGGCUUGGAUUGUUGUUGAAAGGAACAUCAACCUUUCAUAUUUACACUACGACUACAGUAGUCUUCUCCAAAAGGGUCUUUGUCAAAAGUUGCCUCACACACCUUUGAGGUCAACGCAAGUUUCUGACAAAAACCUGCUACAAGAGUGAAUGGUCUUCACGUAAUUGUGUGAACAUGUCAUCACUUGGGAUAUCCCUAAAACCACAACUUCAGCUGACACAUUUUUGAGAAGUCUGAAAGUUUGAAACACAAUUGCCUUUAAUUUAUGACUUCGCUGCUAUCUUUUUGCUGUCUUAUUGUAGCUAGUCCCUUUGUUAUUGCCUUCCAAUUAUAAACUUGUGACUUGCAGAAUUAACAGGCAGUUUUGCUGGUCACUUGCUAUAGUAACACUAUCUGCUUAGGUUGAACGGCCAGGCAACCAAAAAUUUAACUUUCAAAAGUCACAGCAAACUUGGCCACUCAGCUGUGCCAUUUGAAGACAUGCAUUUUGACACUAGAACAAUUUUCAUGUUUACAGGAGAGAGGGCUUGGACGCUGGUGACUCUUCUCCCAUAAACAGUUUUAACUGGAGUCACUGUUUGCAAAUGCACACCAACAUCUGUGUUUUUGAGUACAGCUGCAACCUGCUAGAGGGGCUGAUGCAUCUGAGAGAAUCAUUAAACGACAAGGCAGGAAUAGGGAAGAGUCCAUUGCUUUUCAUUAGGAAGUUCACCUGGUACUUAAUUCCCUACCCUGUCAUAACGAUUGCAAUGUUGUGGUAGUUUCAAGUAAAGUGUGCAGCUUGCAGUGGAGGUGCAUGUGUACACACGGGAGGGUGUCAUGGGAAGAGUUAUCAAAAUUGCAAGAUGAAUUUGAGUUCUACCUUUGACUCUGAACAUGGAAUGGGUCACAGCUGGAUAGGCUUAGACACCUUAGUAAUGGCAUCAUGUACAGUUCCUCCCGGUGAACCAGUCACUUACUGCCCAAUGGUUCCCGUAUCUCUUAUUUGGCUGUUUUUGACGAUGACUUACAGAGCUGCCCUGUUGUCUGCCUCAAACGUUCUUCCUUGAUGGGGAACACUGUUAGAGGAGAGUGUCUUUACGAGUGGAGAAGUAGUAGCUGUUCUUUGGCUGGAGUUUUGUUGGUAAUUAGACAAUAGGUUUUUUUUUUUUUUUGCCUAGAAUGAAUUCUGAAGACAGGGCUUGAGAAGAGGGUGAUUUUUCUGUAGAGGACAAGACUAGGGAGGUGGAUUGUUCCUACUUGGAGCUCUGUCAUGACUUGGUGAAGCAGUGGAUCUGCACCAGGCUCUGAUAUGCUAUGGGCCUACCCUUUGCAGCCCAAAACUGGCUUACUUCACCCUGUCUGAGAAGCAGAAUUCUGUGCCUCGUGUUGUUGACUGCUUUUCCUGUGCCGAGAAGUUUGUCAUACCUCACGUCACACCAAGUCCAGCCAGGUUGUAGCUUAUCACCCAGCUCUGUCAUCACUCUGUUACCUCUUUACUGCUGCUGUUCCUCUACUUAUUCUGUGGAAGUUCAAGUGCAGCAAAUAGCCAACUAGCUGGACUUAUUUUAUAAGAUGCCCCCCUCCAUUUUCAAUCCAUGAGUCAGUACCCUUCUUUCUUAGAGCAAAUGCUUACUGGCUCUUCUCUGACUUCCUGUUCUCUGGCACUAAGAAAAGCAAGUGCCUCAGACUAAAUAGAGCCUCAUGCAAGUCCCUUGGGAUUAUGUGCUUUUGCGCAGUAACUGCUCUCUGAAACCUAGUGGGUUUUACAUGAGCUGUGUACUUUAGGGGGAACAGAGAGAUCUGAUUGCCAGGAGCAGUACUGAUUGGCAGCAUCGCUUGUGGUAUACCAACAAUAUCACGUGCUUGUGAUUACUUAAAGCACACAGGCCACGUACUGAGAGCAGAAACUGUAUUCCUGAAUUACAUUUCAAGUCGUUUGAGCUUUUUUGUGGGGACAGAGCUGGUUCUGGUGGCAUUGAUCACAUUUGUGCAUGUCACUGGUUCAGGGGAUACUUCUAGUAUCGUCAGCCCUGAGUGCACGUGGGUUAGAUUGAUCUCUAGUGCCAUACUCAUGCAGACGCCGAUUUGUCGGGCAUCUUAGAUAUUUUAAAACACAGGUCCGUGUUCAGGAAAGUCAAAAAUGACACAGCAUCUUUGAACUAUAUUUGGUUCUGUUGCUUACCAUCCACUUAAUACUCUCAGCUGCCUUUGAUGCACAUUAGCUCUGGCAUCACAUGGGAAACUGUUCUGCUUUUCAGCAGCAGGAUCUGUGGCCCACAGCUUGGGGCCUUAAGAUAAGAAGCACUGCUAUAGGUUGUUGUCCCUUUUUGUUUACCAAAGAAGGGUUCGGGGAUCAGGUCCCAGAGAGGGCAAGAAGGCACAGCUGACAGCGAAGAGAUCAGCUGGUGACUUCUGGACACUGGAUGAAUGUCUGGGGAAGCCAAACACUUUCCCGCACAGGAGACUGGGAGAGCUGAGAAGGGUCGUGGUGAUACUGUAAGAGUUUGCUCUACACAAUGGUAGUUGUUUCUUUCCUUUUCACUUUGUUUUUCUUGGUCUUGUUUUGGAGUUAAUAAGCUUAAGAAAGUGUUCUACAUGCAAGCACACAAGGGCAGGAGGUGUGUGGUUCUUUGUUACCCCACUCCAAGCCGUUCCACAGUAGCUGAGUCCAUGUGCUGUGUACACGUGUGCGUGGAAACGUGAGCGAACCAAUGGUGUUGUACAUUUGUGUAAAACAUGAAGAAAAAAGAAAAGUCAAAAGCAGUAAACUUGUUGUUUGUGUCUGUGAUCUGUGUUGAAACUGGCUUUUCCGUCGUUUUUGUCCCACUUUUAAGUUUUUGUCCUUUUUUAUUUUCUUGCGGGAUUUUUGUGUGAGGUUCGUGUCUCCUGUCUGCUUGUCUGGGAUCGAAGGCGAACGUUCAUAUUCUGCAUGGGUCUCGCUGUUGCUCCAGUCGACGGCGAACACGGCCAAGUUGACAGCAGUGCCAGGCAUCCCAGACAGCAAUGUUUUAAAGUAUACAUAUGCAUAGACAUAUAUAUUUAUAUAUAAAGUAAAUAGGUGGAUAGACAGUUGAAUAUAAUGUUUUGCACAAAAUAUCCAAGGGGAGGGAACUGAUCCUUCUGAACAAAAUGGCUCUUAAUCAGUCCCUUGUGUCUUUAAAAGAAGUGAAAGAAUAAAACAAUAUGUGUCAGAAAAUCAUUUUAAGUGUCAAAACAAGGUGUUAACACAAAAACUGUUACCAUGUGGUUUAAAAAAAAAAAAAGUACUGUUCUGUACUUGAUAUCUGACUUUUUCACUCAUACCUUCUUUUUUCCUGUUUUGCAGCCUGUUAAUAAUGUGUGUGACUCUUGAGACUGCAAUGUCGAAACUACAGCAUUUUUUUUUAUUAUUAUUUUUUAAGUCGGCAAUGUGUGUCUAUCCAGGGACCUGCCCUUCCAUCACUGUGUUUCUUUAGGGGUUAAUAAUGCCAAAACCUUUCCUAACUGUGAUCUCUGAUGUCAUGCUAUGUGGGUUUGCUGGUCAGUAUGAAGACUUAGAUGCAAGCAACAACCCUUCAGGGUACUACUGCUCGUUUUGGUCUUUUUACCUGUCAAAGAACAGACUCACAUUCUGCAAACUGCCAUACUGAUUGGUUGUCCUCAUCACAUCACACACACUGGUUUCAUCUAUGAAUGAUUCAAGCUGUGAUCCUAAAGUUUAGAAAACAUGUUUCAGUGUUAAGCACUGAUGGUUAUCCUUUGAUAGAAUGAAACUGACAUUCUCACACCUUUUUUUUUUUUUUUUUUUUUUUUUUUUAAACCAAGAUUGAAUACAUUUAUGUUUUAGGGGGUUUAACUGUAAUUGUGGCAUUUUAGAAUCCUAAAAAAGUGUGACGUUCCCACCACUUCACACAACUGGAAUCUGAAAAAGUUUAUCUGCAGUUAUGGGCAGUCCAGCGUAUUCAGAUGUGUUCACAGUGCAUUGGGUCGGUGUUCAGUUUUCAUUUCACUGAUAAAUGUUUCAUGGGAAGCUAGAUAAUACAAAUUCCCAUGUAAAUAAUAGGGGGG